GCAGCCUCGUGUUCUUGGGCAUUUCAUCUAAAACCCUCUCACUGGACAGUGUAUGACCAAACCAGAGCUGAUCUUCAAGUUGGAGCAGGGAUUAUCACCAUGGAGUGUAACAGAAAGAUCAGUUCAGAGGCUUCCAGCAGAAUUAAAAGAGGAACAGCAAAUCCACUGGAAUAAGCAUUAUGAACAUAACCACUGCCAGAAAUCCUUCUGUCAACAGUCACUCCACACUCAGCCCCAGAGUAAUACAUGUGUGACUAUGGACCAUACCAGUAAGAAGAAACACCAGCUUUAUAAAUGUGGGGAACGUGUCCCCACGUCACAGCUCACUGUGUGUCAGAGAGCCCAAACAGAUAAUAAGCCUUAUGACUGUGGGAAAGAUUUUCCCAGCAAGUCACAACUAAGUCAGCAUCAGCAAACUCAUACAGUUAAAAACCAGUACGAAUAUAGGGAAUGUGGGAAAGCUUUUCUCAGAAAGUCAGAACUCAGUGUGCAUCAUAGAAUUCAUACAGGUGAGGAGGUUCAUGAAUGUAGGGAAUGUGGGAAAGCUUUUUCCAGAAAGUCUCAUCUGAUUCCGCAUCAAGGAACCCACGGAGGUGAGAAGCCAUUUGAAUGUGCUGAAUGUGGUAAAACUUUUUCGUGAAAGUCAAAUCUCACUCAGCAUGAGAAAACUCACACUGAGAAGCCAUAUGAAUGCAUUUAUUGUGGGGAUCUUUUUCGCUCCAAAAAACAGUUUGCUGCACAUCUGAGAACACAUAUAGGUGAAAAACCUUACAGAUGUAAUGAAUGUGCAAAAGCUUUUCCCAGCCGGUCAUCACUCACUGUGCAUCAGAGAUCCCACACUGGAGACAAGCCGUAUGAAUGCAGUCAGUGUGGGAAAGCUUAUUCCACAAAGUCACAGCUCACUGUGCAUCACAGGAUCCAUACUGGUGAGAGGCCAUAUGGGUGUCAUGAAUGCGGGAAAGCUUUCAGAAGCAAGUCACAACUCACUGAGCACCAGAGAACUCAUAGGAGCGAGAAGGCUUCAAAAUGCAGUGAGUGUGGGAAAGGUUUUGCCAACAAAUCACAACUCAGACAGCAUCAGAGAACUCAUACAAGUGAGAAGACAUGGAAAUGCAGUCAGUGUGGGAAAGCUUUUGCCAACAAAUCACAGCUCAGACAGCAUCAGAAAACCCAUACAGGUUUGAAGCCAUACGAAUGUCAUGAAUGUGGGAAAGCUUUUGCUUAUAAGUCAUAUUUCACUAUCCACCAGAGGAUACAUAGAGGUAAAAAGACAUAUGAGUGCAAUGACUGUGGGAAAGCUUUUGCCAGCAAGUCACAACUCACGGUGCAUCAGAGAACCCACACAGGCUUGAAGCUCUAUCAGUGCAAUGAAUGUGGGAAAGCUUUUACCACCAUGUCACCAUUCACUGUGCAUAAGAGAGUUCAUACAGGAGAGAAGCCAUAUAAGUGUGAUCAGUGUGGAAAAGCUUGGACCAGCAAGUCACAACUCACUGUGCAUCAGGUAAUACAUUCAGGGGAGAGGCCGUAUAAAUGUAAUGAAUGUGGAAAAGCUUUUUCCAGCAAAUACCACCUUAAUGAUCAUAAGAGAAUACAUAUAGGUUUCAAGCCCCAUAAAUGUAGUGAAUGUGGGAAAGCUUUCUACUUCAAGUCCCACCUCACUGAGCACCAGAAAAUCCAUACAGGUGACAAGUGUCAUAAAUGUAGUCAAUGUGGGAAAGCUUUUUACUUCAAGUCCUAUCUCACUGAGCAUCAGAAAACUCAUACAGGCGAGAAGCCAUGUGUGUGCAGUCAGUGUGGGAAAGCUUUCCUCAGAAAGUCACAUCUCACUCAGCAUCUGUUAAUUCAUACUGGUGAAAAGCCACAUAAAUGCAAUCUGUGUGGGAAAGCUUUUGCUACAAAGCCACGACUUGCUGUGCAUGAGAAAAUUCACACUGGUGAUAGGCCGUACAAAUGCAAUGACUGUGGAAAAGCUUUUUCUAUAAAGACAUGACUCACUAGGCAUCAGAGAAUGCAUACAGGUCAAAGGCCAUAUGAAUGCAACGAAUGUGGGCAAGCUUUUUUCAGAAAGGACGUUCUUAUUCAGCAUCAGGAAACUCAUACAUUCAAAACCAGUUGGAAUGUAUUGGAUUGGUAAAUUGUUCCAACAAGUCAUAACUUGCUUUUCAUCAUUGAUCCUAUACAGUUGCAAAACCAUACACAUGGUCACUGUGCAUUGGAAUACCCAUAUAUGCUGAAAGUUAUUAAUAUAAUAAAGGUUACUGGAAUCCAUAGCUUACUGUGCAUCAAAAGAACUACAGAUGGCAAUCCAUACGAACAUUACAAAUAUGGUGGAACUUUUCCCCAUCCAUUAGUACCCACUAUGCAUGAUAUAACUUGACCAGGUAAGAUGAUACAGCUAUAAUGAAUGCUGAAAAUCUUUCUGUAUGAAUUCAGAAUUCACUGUGCAUCAGAAUUUAUAGAGGUGAGAUGCCACGUGCAUAUGGUAAAUGUUUUUCACGUAAGUUACGUCUCUGUGUCCGAUGACUAAAUGGCAAAAAGCUAUAUAAUGGCCAUGGAUCUGGAAAAGUUGUUUCCCAAGUCACAGCUCAUAUUGUGUCAGACAGAUUGUGCCGAUGAAAAUGUGUGGGAACGUAGGAAAGCUCCCAAAAGUAAUAGC
This is a messenger RNA of Jaculus jaculus (lesser Egyptian jerboa), 2656 nucleotides long. Its product is annotated as zinc finger protein 260-like. Lineage: Eukaryota; Metazoa; Chordata; Mammalia; Rodentia; Dipodidae. Gene Ontology annotation, biological process: regulation of DNA-templated transcription. The record is from RefSeq and is a predicted model, not a curated record. The transcript has a single exon.